UUCACAACCGGGCUGUAUAAAAUUGGGCCCCCACGAUAAAACACUGGCCUACCUCGUCCUUCGUAUUAUACCCGUCUCUCUCCUCUGAGUCGAGCCAGUUACGACUCGCAACAAAUUAGGUUUUCGAAAAACAGGAAAAAAAGGGAAAGGACGAACAGAUCGGAGCAGAUGCAGAUCGUCGCAGCAAACUAGGCCGAUCCCUGUAACUAAGGUGAACUAGGAGAGUGUAAAAGCUGGUCUGUCAAGAGUUUUAAGAGAUGCCUCCACAUAGAUCGGGAGGAACGGUUGACCCUGGAUGGGAGCAUGGAUGUGCUCAAGAUAACAAUAAGAAGAAAGUCAAGUGUAAUUAUUGUGGGAAAGUAGUAAGUGGUGGGAUAUUUAGGUUCAAGCAACAUUUAGCUAGGAUUUCAGGUCAAGUUACAUACUGCAACAAUGCGCCAGAAGAAGUUUGUUUGAAAAUGAAAGAAAUUUUGGAAGGAUGUCAAUCUAUUAAGAAGCAAAGGCAGAUAUCAGAAGAGGAAGAGCAGGCGACAUUGCCUUGGCAUUCUAAUGAGGAUUACGAGAUAGAAGAAAGUCCGGUUGUUAGUAAACAGAAGCUGAGGCAAGUCAUUGCGAAUGAUAAGAGCACGGUUAUGCACAAGACUCCUCUACGGUCACUUGGAUAUACUGAUCCUGGUUGGGAACACGGUGUUGCACAAGAAGAAGGGAAAAAGAAGGUGAAAUGCAACUAUUGUCAAAAAGUUGUUAGUGGUGGUAUAAACAGGUUCAAACAGCAUCUAGCUAGGAUACCUGGAGAAGUCGCUCCGUGCAAAAAUGCUCCAGAGCAAGUAUAUCUUGAUAUGAAAGAGAACAUGAAGUGGCAUCGUACUGGCAGGAAAAAUCUAAGACCCGAUACUAAGGAAACAGCAAGUUUCUACAUGCACUCAGAUAAUGAUUAUGUACCGGAGGAAGAACAAGACGAAGAUCUUGUAGAUUAUGGUAGUCCAACAAAGUUAUUAGCUUAUGAAAAAAGCUUGGAGAGGGACACAAACAGGAGAGUUAGGCGUAGACCUGCUGAUAAUGAAGCACAACCAAAACGAUCAAAAUUGGAUACUAUCAGUCAUAAGAUGCUGACAAACAAUACACCAGUAUCACAGCCAUCGGCCAAUGUGAUAAAAGUAAAGCUAGGAUCUUCUAUAAGAAAUAGCAAGGAAGUUACAUCGGCGAUUUGCAAAUUUUUCUAUCAUGCUGGAAUUCCUACAAAUGCAGCCAGUUCUCCAUACUUCCAGAAGAUGCUGGACUCGGUUGGUCAAUAUGGUCAAGGCUUGAAAAUCCCUUCUAGUGAACAUAUAGCUGGUCAGUUUCUCGAGGAUGAAAUUGCUGAGAUUAAGAAGUACUCUGUGGAUAUUAAGGGUCAUUUUACAAGUUUUGGCUGUACUAUUAUGGCUGAUAGCUGGAAAGAUUCACAAGGGCGAACACUAAUCAACUUCUUUGUAUCUUGUCCACGUGGCAGAUACUUUGUUUCUUCUGUUGAUUCGACCGAUAUCGUAGAAGAUGCUGAAAAUUUGUUCAAGUUGUUGGACGGAGUAGUAGAAGAGAUCGGCGAGGAACAUGUCGUGCAGGUUAUAACCGAUAAUACUGCAACUUAUAAACUUGCUGGGAAAAUGCUCGAGGAGAAGAGGAAGAGUUUGUUCUGGACACCAUGUGCUGCCUCUUGUAUUGAUCAGAUGCUAGAAGAUUUUGUGAAGAUUAAGUGGGUAGGGGAGUGCAUGAACAAUGGCCAAAAGGUUACAAAGUUCAUCUAUAACCGACCAUGGCUGCUAAAUCUAAUGAAGAAGGAAUUUACAAGGGGUAGGGAACUUCUUAGUUCCGCUCAUACGAGGAUUACGUCUGGUUUUGCUAAUUUGCAAAGAUUAUUGGAACAUAGGAAUGACAUUAAAAGAAUGUUUCAAUCAGAUAAAUGGGUUUCAUCCCGCUUUUCUAAACUGGAUGAAGGCAAGGGAGUUGAGAAUAUUGUCUUAAAUCCUACGUUUUGGAAGAAGAUGCAAUUUGUAAAAAAAUCUGUAGAGCCUAUCUUGCAAGUGCUUCAGAAGUUGGAUACUGAAGAACGACUGCCCAUGGCAUCUCUUUACAAUGACCUUUACAAGGCUAAGCACACGAUCAAGUCUAUCCAUGGUGAUGAUAUCCAGAAAUACGGACCAUACUGGGGAGUGAUUGAAAACCAUUGGAACCCAUUCCAUCAUCCUCUGUAUAUGGCAGCUUACUUCCUUAAUCCAUCGUGCCGUUAUCGUCCCGAUUUCGACAAUCAUCCCGAGCAGUCCGAGAUCAUUCGUGGACUAAAUGAAUGUAUUUUUCGACUAGAGCCAGAUCCUUCAAGGAGAGUUUCUGCAUCUAAGCAGAUUAUUGAAUUUACUGCUGCGAAAGCUGAUUUUGGGAUGGAGUUGGCUGUAAGCUUAAGAACAGAACAGGAUCCAGCUACAUGGUGGGAACACCAUGGAAUUAGUUGCCUAGAUCUUCGACGGAUAGCCAUGCGCAUAUUAGGCCAGACGUGCUCAGCCUUUGGCUGUGAACAUCACUGGAGUAUAUAUGACCGGAUUCGUUCAAAGACACACAACCUUGUUGCAAACAAAAGAUUGAAUGACUUAAUAUAUGUUCAUUACAACUUGCGUCUUAAGGAACGCCAUACAAAAAGAACAGUCAACAACUCUACCUCACUUGACACUAUGCUGCUAGAGAACCUAUUGGGUGACUGGACUGUGGAGUCUGAGAGACCAACCUUGCAGGAAAACAAGGAGAUUCUCCUUGAUGAGACAGAACAGGGAGAAACUGAUGAAAACGAAGCUAAUCUUGAUGUUCACUCGGGUUCCAUGAUCGAGUCUUUGGAGGUUCAACCAGUUGUCGAAGUCACCGCGAAAGUCGAAGAUGAAGAUCUUAAUUUACUCGAUGAUUUGACUGAUUAAUUGGUAAAUGAGUGAAUCUCACAUAGAACAAGGAUAGUUUAACGUAGGAUACAUAUUGAAAUAAACUUUGUAACAUAAGAAUAUUGGCUUGUGAACUGAAUUUGAUUUAGAGAGAGGGAGAUACUGAAUGUAGUUUGUUGUAUGAUUGUAUGUUCUUAUCCGAUUCUAUGUUGGUUCAUAUCAUUCAGCACGGGCCCUCAGUUACAAAACGUAGAAGCCUCCUAAUCUAAUUUAUGCUGAUAUUUGCUUAUACUAAAGCUACUAAGAAGAUAUUUUCAA
Papaver somniferum (opium poppy) is the source of this 3218-nucleotide messenger RNA. RefSeq lists its product as uncharacterized. The transcript has 7 exons. The coding region runs from base 258 to 2939 and encodes 893 amino acids. NCBI's taxonomy places the organism in Eukaryota, Viridiplantae, Streptophyta, Magnoliopsida, Ranunculales, Papaveraceae. The record is from RefSeq and is a predicted model, not a curated record. Gene Ontology annotation, molecular function: DNA binding; protein dimerization activity.